This is a messenger RNA of Triticum urartu, 451 nucleotides long. The record is from RefSeq and is a predicted model, not a curated record. Lineage: Eukaryota; Viridiplantae; Streptophyta; Magnoliopsida; Poales; Poaceae.
GGCCAGCACGCCAUCGGUCCUGUCUUCCCUGGUUCCUCGCCGAGCGCCACGAAGAGGAAGAGAGAAUGGUGAAGGAGAAGGGGAAUGAGAAGGGAAAGGGUGCUGGUAAGGAGAAUGGGAAGGCGAAGGGUGCUGGUAAGGAGAAUGGGAAGGCAAAUGGGAAGGCGAAGGCAAAGGAAAAGAGCUUGAAUUACCUAAUUAGGCAAGAUUCGGCACUGCCUCCACCGGUUCCGAGGAAGAAGAGCAAACCUAAGGUGCAGAUUAGGAAGGCGAAAGACUUUCCCAAUGCCCCAAUGGGAGAGUUGAUUUGUAGCUUAAGAAAACACCCUCCGCCUCCUCCGCGUCUCCCCGACCGCACCGGUGCCGGCGUGCGUGCCGCGGAAGCCGCUGCCUCCGGCUCCGCAACCGGCUCCGAGCUGCCUCAUGCAUCUACUAUUGUAUGAUUGCUUUA